This is a messenger RNA of Malania oleifera, 933 nucleotides long. Its product is annotated as protein disulfide-isomerase SCO2-like. Bases 1 to 813 code for a protein of 270 amino acids. NCBI's taxonomy places the organism in Eukaryota, Viridiplantae, Streptophyta, Magnoliopsida, Santalales, Ximeniaceae. The transcript has 5 exons. The record is from RefSeq and is a predicted model, not a curated record.
AUGGUACGAGCCGAGACAGAGGAAGGUCGGAGACGCCGACCAGAGGGGAAUCCAAGUAGAUUGAGGGGCUCGGACAAGGGAAAAUUACAGAAGACAGAUCGACCUCUGCUCCUUUGUUUCUUGUUCAUCUUCCACCACCACCACUUCUUCUUCUCCACCUCCUUUCUCGUCGCUGCUGCUGUCAAGAACAACGACAACCCCAUCAUCGUCUCUCUUCCCUCCAGACUACAGCUGGCGGUCAUGUCAUCUUCUUCCUUCGCCGGCGAAUUUGAGGCAAAAGUGCCCGUCUCUCCGGCGAGGCCUGGUUCUUCUCGCCACGCACUUCCUCCGCCCGCCGAUGUCUCCAGCGGCCUUCGGGUCAGCUCGUACUCGGACUCCUAUGCCGUCGACAGCUCCUCUAGGCGAAGCGGUGCAAACGACACUGUGAAGGUGAAUGCGAAGGGAAAGCGAUGGUCCCGCGACCGAGAGAACUAUUUGGCCGACGACAGUGAUGCUCUUCCACUUCCUAUGACGUUUCCUUAUUCAUCUCCGGUAUUGCAGGACGAGAUCGAUCGUCGGCUCCUUUGCGACCCGCAAGUUGAGGACUGUAACGAAAUGGUUUACGAAUGGACUGGAAAAUGUCAGAGUUGCCAAGGAUCAGGAUUUGUCAGUUAUUACAAUAAAAAGGGGAAGAAAAGUGUCUGCAAAUGCAUACCAUGUCUUGGAAUUGUGUGGACGGCGCAGUGGGUUCGGAUCGACAUUCCUCCAGGCUUCUCGACCCCGCUUGACAAUUGGUGCCCAGCGUGGACACGGGAGCUCGACAUUAUAUGCUGACAGUAUGCUCCAGUCCCCGCCUCUAGCUGGCUGCGCUUGAAGCCAUUCUGAACAAGCAAGCGCAGUUCGAACAAAUGCUGCGCCGAUCUCGACCAGAUGAUGCAGGUGGCUCCUCUCUUU